Megalops cyprinoides (Indo-Pacific tarpon) is the source of this 1112-nucleotide messenger RNA. Its product is annotated as homeobox protein Hox-B9a-like. NCBI's taxonomy places the organism in Eukaryota, Metazoa, Chordata, Actinopteri, Elopiformes, Megalopidae. Gene Ontology annotation, cellular component: nucleus. Gene Ontology annotation, biological process: proximal/distal pattern formation; anterior/posterior pattern specification; embryonic skeletal system morphogenesis. The transcript is spliced from 2 exons. The record is from RefSeq and is a predicted model, not a curated record. The coding region runs from base 96 to 845 and encodes 249 amino acids. Gene Ontology annotation, molecular function: DNA-binding transcription factor activity, RNA polymerase II-specific; RNA polymerase II cis-regulatory region sequence-specific DNA binding.
UGUUGGCUAGGAAGUCGAGUAGAAUCGGGUGCAAAUCUGUUUGUGUCGUAUUUAUUUUUCCAUUUAAUGAACCGUAUGUUAUAUAAUGUCUGAGAAUGUCUAUUUCUGGAACUCUUAGCAAUUAUUAUGUCGAUUCUCUCAUAUGUCAUGAAAGUGAAGAUCCGACUUCAUCCAAGUUUUCGAAUGUACAGUAUUCAGGUCCCAGGCAGCCGGGAGGACACGGUGAGCAUCGAGAGUUCCCCUCCUGCAGUUUCCAGCCUAAACCUCCUGUAUUCAGCUCGUCCUGGAAUCCUUUUAAUCCACACGCGUCCAAUGGUUUACCCGCCGUCUACCAUCCUUAUAUCCCGCCUCAGCCUGUGCCUUCAUCGGACACUAGGUACCUUCGUACGUGGCUUGACCCGGCCCCGAGACCUGACUCCCUGGCUGGACAGAGCCAAGUCAAGCUAGAGCCGUUACUUGGACAUCUCGGAGACCUACCCAAAAUUGGAGGGCAUGAGUAUGAUUUGCAGUCGCCUUCUGUUAGGGAGAUUAAUUCCAAUCAAGGCACCGGUUUGGAGGACAAUAAGGAUAUUUGUGAAGGUAGCGAAGACAAAGAAGGGCCAGAUCAAAAUAACCCAUCUGCCAACUGGUUGCAUGCCCGUUCUUCUCGGAAGAAGCGGUGCCCGUACACGAAAUACCAAACCUUGGAGCUCGAGAAAGAGUUCCUCUUCAACAUGUACCUCACACGGGACAGGAGGCACGAGGUAGCCCGCCAGCUGAACUUGACAGAAAGACAAGUCAAAAUCUGGUUCCAGAAUCGACGAAUGAAAAUGAAGAAAAUGAAUAAGGACCAACCCAAGGAUUAGCAGUACAGGAAUGGUUUUAGGAAAACACAAUGACAGAAAUCGCUACUGACAUGCGUUUCUUUUUUGUUUCCUUUUCGUGCACGUUAUGGACAAUUUAACAACUGUAAUCCAUGUGAUGUAUGGUGAUACACAGUCAUGCUUAUAAACUUUGUACGAGUAGUUUUUGCAAUCAGACAUUCCUAUUUUCAAAGAAAAACCCACAUGAUAGACCCGGUUGAUCUUAGAAUAAAUCUGAUGCUUUACAAAAGAAAGUAAUGGUGCAGUAGA